AUAACUUUUAUACACAGUUAACAAUCUAUUCAUUCAUUUCAUGCGAGUCUACCUCUGAAUACGUUUUCACGUUUGGAGAAAAACCCAACACUUGUUUAAUCCGUUUAUUUAAUUAAGAAAUUAUCAAUUGAUUUGAUUAAUAAGUUUAGCGAUUAAUGCAAUACAAUGUCUAAUAUGUUGAGAGUCGACACCAAAGCCGUGUUUCCCACAAAUCCGUCACUCAAUCACUCAUACGUUGGAUUCAAUUCAUAUGAAGAAUUGGACGCCAUUUGGUCCGAUAGGUCCGAGUCGUUGGUCUCAGAACUCGUUGAGUGUCCAAAACAGCCAUUUCUUUAACCGGCCGUACAUUUCGCGCAAUGUUUGGUCCGAAUGGCCAACACUUGAGGAGUCGGUCGGUCGCCGUCCGCAACCAUUUCCCGGCUAUGAUAUGAAACCCAUUGGACGGCCGGCUCUGUUGCCAUCGCCGUCGCCGCCAAAGCCUAUGGUAUCGGCCAUACAAUGGACCACAAACUUCUGGAAUAACAUCACUCCUCCGACCGAACCAACAAACUCUGGCCACGGAUUGGUUGCCGACAACAACAACAAUACUAUUGCCGUCGCCGCGACCCCAAUGGCCAACCAAUGGGACAACAGAAACACUUGGGUCGGUAUAGAACGAGUCCAACGCCGACAGUAUAGGAGAUGUCCGCCGCGAUUGCCGCCCAAAUGGCCGAUUCAACCGCUGGCCACCAGUCGCUCGUCUCAGACCGACUCGACGGACAACGAGCCGACGGCGCAAUCGCCCACUCCUUACGUUCAGCCCCGGAUCCGACGCCGACAGCCGACCCAAACCGAGUGUGUCUUCUGUAAGAACAACAACGAGACGCCCGACGUCUACAAGAGUCACAUUCUGAAGGACCCCGAGUGUCGGAUCGUGUGUCCAGUCCUCAGAGCCUAUGACUGUCCCAUUUGUCACAACGGCGGCGGCCCUUACGCUCACACCGUUCGCUAUUGUCCUAAGAAUAGGGCCGGUAUUCAUCUCAAACUCGAUAAGAUGACCGCCCGGUCUGUCCUCAUGUCUGAUAUGUAUACCAUUCAGACCUCACAAUCAAACGCCGCCGAAGACACGAAGACUCGCUAUUAUGACUGAAUUUGUUGGCCUAUCAUUGGACAC
Messenger RNA from Medioppia subpectinata, 1153 nucleotides. The record is from the annotation of a GenBank genome assembly. Lineage: Eukaryota; Metazoa; Arthropoda; Arachnida; Sarcoptiformes; Oppiidae.